ACACGGAAAAUCAUACAGUGUCGGUAGUUUUCGUGCGUUGCUAGCUCAAAAUAAACUUUUGAGGUCGUGCUUCGACAAUGUCCACGAUAGUGAAACGGCUCCUUCGGUCAAACGAUGAUCUGGCGAAAGGAGAGAUGGCAAAAGAGGCAGAUGUUCCCAACAUUGGAGAACACCAGCCGAGGAACCCUUACACAGAGAUCCAGGUACUGCAGAAUCACACUGACAUGGUGCGGCUGCUACAUCCAGUAGAUUCUUCCAGGUUUGUUUCAGCUGGGGACGAUGGAAUAGCAAUACUCUGGCACACACAGACAGGAAGAAGACUUUUCACAUUUUCCGGCCAUGACCGACCAAUCACGUCCCUGCUUCUGCUGACGGUGCAGAAGACCAGCUUCCAUGAUGAUGAUGAGAGCUCAGCCGCCCUGAGGGACCCUAUCCUUCUCACAGCAUCAUCGGACAAGCACAUCUGUAUGUGGAAUGUGAAUACAGGACAGUGUCUGCAGACCAUUACUGAACUCCACUCCAGUGUUAAGUGUAUGGUGGAGUUGCGGCAGGGGAUGUGGUGUUCCGGAGGUCAUGACCUCAGCCUGUGGAGUCAGCAGGGGGAGCUGCUGCACAGACUGGACAGGGGCACGGCGGAAACUGACAUUUCCCUGGUGCUGAGCAUCCCAAAUGAGAAACUGGCUGCAGUGUCAGACAAAACAUUAAUGGUGUUUAAAGUCACCAGCCCAAUGGAGACUGGUGGUCUGUACCAGCUGGAGGAGUAUGGACAUCCACAUGUGCAGCACAGGGAGGCCAUACAGAGUCUGGUCAAUGUGUCAGACAGCGUGUUUGCGACAGGCUCCCUGGACGGGACCAUCGUGCUGUGGGCGUCGGCGCACUCGGUCCACUUCACGCGGAAGCUGAGCAGCAGUGCUCGCUCCCCCCAGGGCGUGAACCACCUGUACCCCUGGAGCAUACAGUGUAUCGUCCCUGUGGAGGAGCGCUACCUGUUUGCCGCCAUCGGUGCGGGGUUCUGGCUGUAUGACGUGGUGACAGGAAAGUGUCUGGCCAAGAAAGUCGCAGCCCACUUCUCCAAGAUACAACACAUGGUGCUGCUGGGAGGGGGGUCCUUCCUGGCCACAUGUUCUGCUGACGGGACCAUCAGGCUGUGGGGGUCACCUGGGGUCACAGCCGCCAGGACCGAGGAGACAGCGGAGGAACAGAAGCCAAGAUACUCCAAGCAGAUCGACAGAUUCAUGGGAAUCAGUCCAGGGAAAGAAGAUGUGAAAGGGAAGAGCAAGAGUGUGGUGCAGUUCCAGCCAGCUCUGCUAGGGGAGCUGCUAGGUCAUGCUGGCACAGUGCAGAUGUUGCUGGACUGUGGUGGAGAUGGGCUGGCCUCCUGUGGCACAGACAGGCUGGUCAUACUGUGGAAGGAUGGUGCUGUGCAGUCAGAACACAGAAAUGAGUUCAUCAGGGAGAUGCUUCAGCUUGGGGCCAGUUAAAACAUUCCAAAACAUCCUGAAACUUCAGUCUCCAUAGCUCCUGUCUGUCAAUUGUUUCACAGAGAUGUAAAAUUACUGCCAUCCAUUCAGUAUUGAACUGAAAAUGUCAUAAUUUUGACAUUUUUUAAAAACCUUGUGAAAUCACUACCAUUCAGUAUUGAACUAAAAACGCCACAAUUUUCAUUUCAAUAUUUUUCUGUUCUCAAGUUUAUAUGUAUCUUUUCUAUACCAAUGUAAUUGGCAUGAAGAAAAAAAUGUCUAAUGUGUCAGACUUUGAAUCUGAGAGCCUAAACAUUUCCUGAUUCAUCCACAAGUUUCUUUUCUAUAUAGUGAACAUGAAACAUAAAAUUCAUGUAUAACUUGUAAAAAGGAUUACUGCAAGUCACUUGAGUGAUUUUAUUAUUAUGGGAACAUUGGCACUGGUACAGGAUAACAUUACAUUUGAUAAAACUUCACAUUCACAAGAUUUCCACAUGUUAAAAGAUAUGUAUAUAUAGA
This is a messenger RNA of Branchiostoma belcheri (Belcher's lancelet), 1979 nucleotides long. RefSeq names its product WD repeat-containing protein 41-like. The record is from RefSeq and is a predicted model, not a curated record. The transcript has 14 exons. Gene Ontology annotation, biological process: regulation of autophagy. Gene Ontology annotation, cellular component: lysosomal membrane. The coding region runs from base 78 to 1481 and encodes 467 amino acids. Gene Ontology annotation, molecular function: protein binding. NCBI's taxonomy places the organism in Eukaryota, Metazoa, Chordata, Leptocardii, Amphioxiformes, Branchiostomatidae.